Messenger RNA from Dovyalis caffra, 633 nucleotides. The record is from the annotation of a GenBank genome assembly. Lineage: Eukaryota; Viridiplantae; Streptophyta; Magnoliopsida; Malpighiales; Salicaceae.
AUGGUCUCUUUUCAAGCACUCCCAUCUCCAAAUGGGAGAAAGACGUCAAUCCCAGAGCUUGAUGAUUCAUCAAAGAAGAGAAAGUGGGAAGAGCCGUUAACUGAAGGGAUUCUCGAGAAAAGAUUAAAACCAGAAAGCACAAAAUCCUUCUUUGAAAUCGAGCUGCACCUCGAGACUCCAUUACCUUUGGAGUGGCAAAGAUGCCUCGAUAUUCAGUCAGGGCAGAUUUACUUCUAUAAUACAAGGACCCAUAAGAGAACAUCAAGAGAUCCAAGAAGAAGCCCCGAGCCACCAAGUCCUGAUCAUCAUAUGAGCUUAGACCUUGAGCUAAACCUACCAUAUGAUCAAUCACGAAGGAAAAACUAUGCAAACGACCGUAUUACAAAGCACAAUUCUGGUGGGUCCAAUAUCCCUGGUUUGGGUGAUUUGUUCAAGGAUUCUAGCAGAGAUAAUGAGAGUUCAGGAGGACUAACACGACGUCCUCUCCUGCCUGCCCUAACUGCAAAUUCCUGCAUCCACCAGACCAAAGCCCUCCUAAACUAUUCAAGCAAAGGCUUAGCCUCUUAUGCUAGUGAUCAGGGCGAACAAGUUCCAAACCAAGUUUCAAGUUUGAGGAUGCUGUCUAUCCAGUAA